Molecule: messenger RNA, 1942 nt
Organism: Eublepharis macularius
Lineage: Eukaryota; Metazoa; Chordata; Lepidosauria; Squamata; Eublepharidae
Gene: TREH
Product: trehalase
Exons: 14
Coding region: 88-1848 (586 amino acids)
Biological process (GO): trehalose catabolic process
Molecular function (GO): alpha,alpha-trehalase activity
Source: RefSeq, a predicted model, not a curated record
CUUUGGGCCAGUGCAGCCAGCAGGCAUUCUUUGCAGCUCGACCCACAAACAGGUGCUGUUCUGCUACUGCAUCUCACUGCUGGAAGGAUGCUUUCCUCAGCCUGGUGGGCGCUUCUGGGCAUCAGCAUAGCUAUGCCAGGACAGGCAGCAGCAGCAGGCAAUUUCCCUCCACCUUGUGACAGCCAAAUCUACUGCACCGGGGAACUCCUGAGGCAGGUCCAGCUGAGCGAGCUCUAUGCUGAUGACAAGUACUUUGUGGACAUGCCCCUGCGAAUGAGCCCGGACAAGGUUCUGGAGGACUUCUGGCAGCUGGUGAAUGCAACGCCUACGGGGGAUUUGGCCAAGCAGCAGCUGGAGAUGUUUGUGAAGACGCAUUUCUUUCCCCCUGGGCAGGAGUUUGAGCAGUGGGAGCCUUCCGACUGGACGCCCAGCCCGGCGCUGCUCGAGCGGAUUUCUGACGAGAGGCUGCGGUGGUGGGCUCAGGAGCUGAACGCCAAGUGGAAGCAGCUGGGCAGGAAGGUCAAAGCCGAUGUCCAGGCCAGCCCGGAGAACUACUCCCUGAUCUACGUGCCCCACCCACUGAUGGUGCCCGGCGGGCGAUUCAUUGAAUAUUACUACUGGGAUUCCUUCUGGGUCAUCCAGGGGCUGCUGCUCUGCGACUUGACAGCCACCGCGAAGGGCAUGAUCCAGAACUUCCUCUACCUGGUGGAGAAGUUUGGACACAUCCCGAACGGCGGCCGCGUCUACUACCAGCGCCGGAGCCAGCCGCCUCUCCUGGCUCUCAUGAUGGAGGCGUACCUGGAGCGCACGGCGGACCUGGCCUUCCUGAACGAGAGCAUCCACCUGCUGGACGAGGAGUACCGCUUCUGGCAGGAGCAGCGCGCCGUCAACGUCAGCUGGGGCGGCCAGCAGCACACCCUGAACCGCUACCGCGUGCCGGCGGGCGAGCCCAGGCCCGAGGCCUACCGGAGGGACGCGGCGCUGGCCCGAGGCCUGGAGGCCGGCGCCCGGCAGGAGCUGUGGGCCGAGCUGCAGGGGGCGGCCGAGUCCGGCUGGGACUUCUCGUCGCGCUGGCUGCUGCCGCCGCCGCCGCCCGCCCGCGCCUCGCUGCGCGACACGCAGACCAGCGCCGCCGUGCCGGUGGACCUCAACGCCGUGCUGUGCCGCGUCGAGGCGCUCCUGGCCGCCUUCCACGCCCGCCUGGGGCACGCCGAGCAAGCCCAGCGGUUCCGCGCGGCGCACGAGCGGCGGGUGGCCGCGCUGCGGGCGGUGCUCUGGGACGAGGAGGCGGGCGUGUGGCUGGACUUCAACCUCCGGCGCCGCAGGCGCAACCCCGCCUUCUACCCCUCCAACCUAACCCCGCUGUGGGCGGAGUGCGGCGUGGACGCGGCCGCCGCUGAGAAGGCCCUGCGCUACCUGCAGGGGAGCGGAGCACUGACUUAUACCAAUGGGCUGCCCACGUCACUGGCUCACACAGGGGAACAGUGGGACCUUCCAAAUGCAUGGGCCCCGCUCCAGCACAUGGUGAUUGCGGGUCUGGCCAAGUCACCGUCCUCCAAGGCCCAAGAGCUGGCCUUCACCUUAGCUCAGAACUGGGUGAGAAUGAACCUGGCUGUCUACGAGACAUACCAGGCCAUGUUUGAGAAGUACGACGUUGAAGGUGACGGGUCCCCAGGUGCUGGAGGAGAGUAUGCAGUCCAGGAAGGCUUUGGCUGGACGAAUGGAGUGGCACUGCAGCUCUUGGACCUCUACGGCAACCGCCUCACUGCAGCAGCCUCAUCCCUGCCUCGCUGCUGGGCCUGGGUCGGGGCCUUCCUCGUAGUGUUCCUUGCACAGGCGCCUUUGUGAAUUGGGGAAGUAGAAGCUUGCUUGUGGCUGGGCUAGAGCACCGGCUCAGGAAUAAAAACUGAACGGCCCGGCUCCUGCACUAACUUCUUAUCAA